Molecule: messenger RNA, 592 nt
Organism: Ailuropoda melanoleuca (giant panda)
Lineage: Eukaryota; Metazoa; Chordata; Mammalia; Carnivora; Ursidae
Product: keratin-associated protein 10-12-like
Exons: 2
Coding region: 44-592 (182 amino acids)
Cellular component (GO): keratin filament
Source: RefSeq, a predicted model, not a curated record
CACUCACACACUCACAGCCUCCUCCAGCUCCACCGCCCCCACCAUGGCCGCGUCCACCCUGUCUGUCUGCUCCAGCGACCUGAGCUAUGGCAGCCGCGUCUGCCUGCCCGGCUCCUGUGACUCCUGCCCCGACUCCUCCUGGCAGGUGGACGACUGCCCAGAGAGCUACUGUGAGCCUCCCUGCUGCACCCCUACCUGCUGCGCCCCCAGCUCCUGCACCCCAGCCUCCUGCCUGACCCUCAUCUGCACCCCUGCGAGCUGCAUGUCCAGCCCCUGCCAAUCAGCCUGCACCAGCUCCUGCCAGCCCUCCUGUGGCGGCUCCUCCCCCUGCCAGGAAGACAGCUGUGUGUCUCUCUGCUGCAAGUCCGUGUGCUGCACCCCUGUCUGCUGCACCCCUGUCUGCUGCACCCCUGUCUGCUGCACCCCUGUCUGCUGCAAGACCUCCCCCUGCUUAGCCUCCUCAGGCUGCCAGCAGUCUAGCUGCCAGCCCUCCUGCGGCAGCUCCUCCCCCUGCCAGGAUGACUGCUGUGUGUCUGUCUGCUGCAAGCCCGUGUGCUGCACCCCUGUCUGCUGCAAGCCCAUUGCUCUUUAG